UAUUACACGUUACCAGGGUACACGUGGGACGCGAUGCUAAAAUACACAGGUGUGCGAUUCGAACUGCUGAUCGACAUUGAUAUGCUCCUCUUUGUGGAACGCGGUGUACGCGGUGGUCUGAGUAGGUGCCCCCACAGAUACGCGCGAGCCAACAAUAAGUAUCUUCCGUCGCACGAUCCGUUAGAAGCAUCGACGUAUCUCAUGUACUAUGACGUAAAUAAUCUGUACGGAUGGGCUAUGCGUGAAUCAUUGCCGUACGCGCAGUUUCAAUGGGUCGAUGACACCAAUGCGGAGAGUCUAGAUGUAAUGGCUGUGACCGCAGAUUCCGAUAUCGGUUACAUUCUUGAGGUGGAUCUUUCGUAUCCGCGCGAACUCCACGACGCUCACGCGGAUCUUCCGUUUUGUCCGUUGCGCGCUGCACCUCCAGGCAAGGUCACCGAUAAACUAUUAGCGACGCUUCACGAUAAGUCGCGUUACGUUAUACACUAUCGCAAUUUGCAGCAAUGUGUGCGUCAUGGGAUGCGUAUACUUAAGAUUCAUCGCGUUUUACGAUUUGCACAAUCGCCGUGGCUGCGCGGAUACAUCGAAUUGAAUACGAGGUUUAGGAUCUGUGCGAAUAACGAAUUCCAGAGAACUAUGUAUAAGCUUACGAAUAAUGCGGUGUACGGUAAGACCAUGGAAAAUGUGCGCGAGCACGUUGACGUGCGUCUUGUGACGCGUUGGGAUGGACGGUAUGGCGCAGAAGCGCUAAUUGCUAGGCCGAAUUUUCACAGUAGAAGCGUGUUCUCCGAGGAUCUGAUGGCCGUUGAGUUACGAAAACUCGAAGUGAUGCUCAACAAACCGAUAUACGUUGGCAUGGCCAUCUUGGAGAUAGCGAAAACGCGAUUGUACGCGUUUCAUUACGAAUACAUGGUGCCGCUAUACCGCGCUUUGUGUCGAAUACUGUACACGGACACGGACAGUCUGAUCUACUUUGUCGCAUGCGACGACAUUUAUAGGGAUAUGAAACGCUACAUCGAAAGAUUCGACACGAGCGACUACGCCGAGAACAACGUGUUCGGUAUGCCGCGCGCGAAUAAGAGCGUUCCGGGUCUGAUGAAGGAUGAGAAUCGUGGCGCGAUUAUGGUAGAAUUCGUAGGGUUGAGAGCGAAGAUGUAUGCCGCGAGGGUGCUCGGACAGAGCGAUACGAAAAAGGUGAAGGGUGUAAAGAGAAACGUAGUCGAGAGAACGAUAACGUUCGACGAUUUCACGCGAACGUUGCGCGAUAUGACGGAGCAAUCGAGAUCGCAAUACUGUGUGCGUUCGCGACUGCACGAAGUGUAUACUGCGUCCGAAACGAAACUCGCUCUCAGUCCUCACGACGACAAGCGAUACGUCGUGCCCGAAUCGUACGACACGUUGCCGUGGGGACAUUACAGGGUGCCGCAACAUGACUAA
Messenger RNA from Vollenhovia emeryi, 1437 nucleotides. RefSeq lists its product as uncharacterized. The record is from RefSeq and is a predicted model, not a curated record. Lineage: Eukaryota; Metazoa; Arthropoda; Insecta; Hymenoptera; Formicidae. Gene Ontology annotation, biological process: DNA replication. The coding region runs from base 34 to 1437 and encodes 467 amino acids. The transcript has a single exon. Gene Ontology annotation, molecular function: nucleotide binding; DNA binding; DNA-directed DNA polymerase activity.